This is a messenger RNA of Melanotaenia boesemani (Boeseman's rainbowfish), 3845 nucleotides long. RefSeq names its product zeta-sarcoglycan. Bases 669 to 1634 code for a protein of 321 amino acids. The transcript is spliced from 8 exons. NCBI's taxonomy places the organism in Eukaryota, Metazoa, Chordata, Actinopteri, Atheriniformes, Melanotaeniidae. The record is from RefSeq and is a predicted model, not a curated record. Gene Ontology annotation, cellular component: sarcolemma; sarcoglycan complex. Gene Ontology annotation, biological process: cardiac muscle tissue development; heart contraction.
UCUCUCUCUCUCUUUCUCUCCUUUUCUUUCGGGGGAACGGAUAUCUCUGGCGGUUUGCCGCAUGGAAGUCGCCCAGGCUCGGCUGAAUAUCAUCUCUCUGAUUCGGACGUCUUCCCUCCAGUUGCCAUUCUGCCACCAGAGCAGACACAACAUCACACUCAGAUUUGCCGGGAUUCAACUGGAUGCGACGGCAUCUAUCCGCUGACCGACUGUAAAAGAGAGUCUCAAUCCCGGCUUCAUUCCACCAGAGGGAGGAAUAUUUCUCACUCAGAUGUAACAACACAAAACACCUACCGGAUUGUCAAGUGCGCAAAAGCCGCAGCUUAAAACAUUACGCACGGCUUAUUUUGCUUUGUUUAUUUUUUUCCUCUUCUCUCUGCUGCACGGACAGACCGGGGGCCAGAGGUGGUGGUAGUGGUGGGGGCUUCCAUGGUGUGGAGUCCUGAUUUUACCAAGCGACCCACCGGGAGGCUUGAAACUGAGAAAAUCCGUCGCCCUACUGGAAUAUUAAUAACCUAAUCCUCACAGCAACCCAGGGGAUGCUGCAGCAGAGUUUGUGACUCUAGAGAGAUCCCCCAACUUUUUGGGGGUUCCGUUUCUAAUCUAAUUUCCCUCUCUUUCUCCGCCUGUGGGACUUCUGUUUGAUUUGCAGCUCUUCACUAUCAGUCAUGGACCGGUCCACGUCUUUGGAUAUAGAAGCGCUCAAGAUGACCCAGGAGCAGUAUAUUCUAGCAGCCCAACCCAAUCCCCUCCACCAGCGGACAGCAUCUGUGUGUGGCACCCAGGUUUAUCCGGCAGUGGGUAUCUACGGGUGGAGAAAGAGAUGCUUAUACUUCUUCAUCCUCCUCCUUCUUGUUACUAUGAUUGUCAACCUAGCUCUGACCAUCUGGAUCCUCAAAGUCAUGAACUUCACUCCGGAUGGCAUGGGAAAUCUACGAGUGACCAAGGGAGGAGUGAGACUAGAAGGAGUGUCCGAAUUUUUAUUGCCUUUAUACGUCAAAGAGAUCCACUCACGUAGGGACAGUCCACUGAUCCUCCAAUCUGACAGAAAUGUGACGGUCAAUGCGAGGAAUGAUCAGGGGCAACUGACUGGUCAGCUAACUGUGGGUUCAGAAAUGGUGGAGGCUCAGUGUCAGCGGUUUGAGGUGAGGAGCGCCGAUGGUGAGAGAGUCCUCUUCUCUGCAGAUGAAGAAGAGAUUAGCAUCGGCACAGAGAAACUUAAAGUCACAGGGAAUGAAGGAGUUGUGUUCAGCCAUUCCGUAGAGACAUCACAUGUAAGGGCAGAACCUUUCCAAGACCUAAAGCUGGAGUCACCUACUCGGACCCUUACACUGGAGGCUCCUAGAGGGGUGGAGGUGAAUGCUGGAGUGGGAGACUUCACAGCAUCUUGUAGGAAAGACCUCCUCUUGCAGUCAUCAGAUGGAGAGAUCUUUCUAGAUGCCAACACUAUCAAGCUGGGCAACAUUCCCCUUGGUAGUGCUGUGGAUCCACUGGAAGGGGCCCCUGCAGGCACUACCUACACCAAACAGACUGUGUAUGAGUUGUGUGCCUGUGCUAAUGGAAAGCUCUACCUGUCCCCAGCAGAGAAAGGCUCUACUUGUCAAACCACCAGUAAUUUUUGUCUCUGGAGCUGAAAAUGGAAGGCUGAAAAACACACUGGACAUAUGGACUAUAGAGUCUGAAGCUAACGCUAGCCAACAGACUGAAUCAACGUGGAUUAUGGCUUAGAUGAAAGCUGAUGCAAGCUGACAAGCAGAAUGAAUAUGGACUGAAGCAUGGCAAGAACUUCAUGUACGUUCAGCAAUUACAUAACAUGGAUUACAGUUUGGCAGGAAGCUGAUGGUUGCUAACAGACCAAAUCAACAUGGACUGUGGCACAGAAUGAAACUAAUGCCAGCUAAGGCACUGAAUCAACAUGAACUGGAACCUGUGUGAGACUAUUACCAGGCCACCAAUCCAAUUAAUAAGGACUGGUGACUGGCCAAUGCUAGUAGAAGAUGGAUUACUCAGUGGAACGCAAAAGGCAAUUUGAUACUAAGACCAGUCAUUGACAUAAAUGGGCAGACCCAGUCUGAGGCCCUCGUUCGUCGUCUCUCCCCAUUUUAGCUUCGCCAUGACAGUGUCUAAAAGUCAAAAGGAUUGCACGUGGGAGAUGCUUUGUGUGUUCACAGUAUGACCAAAAUAUCUUGGAAAACAUGUUCUUGUGUUAUGUAAGGAGAUGAAUUUAUGAUUAUGGACUACUAAUGAAGAUAGACAUGUACGCCUGGUUAACUUAUUUGCUGGGUAUCAGACAUCAGUGAGGACGUUGGCGUAGCCCGAUGGGUAGCUUAUGACUAAAUCAGACAAUUGUUUCAUCUCGUGGGAAGCAAAGGCUACCUAACGGACCAAUCUAUACCAGAAAGGCCUUUCCCCCUUCCCUUGCAGUUGUUCAACCUAAAAAUGUGAUCCUUCUGCAUUAGUCUGAACCUCAUCUUCAGUGUCAGCCAAGCCCAAUUCAUUAGACAACUAAUGCAAACAAUAGUCUUCAUCCUUGUAUUCACCAGCUUUUCCCUUCCAUAGAUUUUAAAUUUCUUUUUAUAACUUCAAAAAAGUUUAUUUAGACCUCUUUUCUUCAGAUCAGACCUUUUUUUCUGUUUCAUGGUCUUUGUCACUUAAGUUAUUACAUACUUCCUUACAUACUAUCAUAUCCUACUGUGGUUCACCUUUAUCUUUUUCUCCAUACUCCAAUUAAUUUCUUCUAUAUAUACAGCUAGUUGCAUUGGGUUAGAAAGGAAAAAGUCACUAUUCGUAUACAUUGUUUAUCAUUAUAAAUACUUUGGACAAAAAAAAAAUAAAUCAAUAACAAACCAGCUAAAUGUGAGGUAUGAAAUGGUAUUUGUAGCAGGCAGACAUUUUUUAGCAAUGAAACUUCCAGACAGCCAGAAGGUGGAAUCAGCUGACUUUUUGUAAGAGUUUUUCUUUUUUUCCUCCCAUAUUCAGACUAUUAUAUUCUUUUGCCAAGAUUGGCUCUUUGUCUCAAACACUGUCAUUGCUUUUAUUGUUUUCCUUUAGCUUGUUUUUAACUGCAGUAUAUUUACAUCUUAACUUUCCUUUCUCUAUCCUCUCUCUAUUUCCCCACUACCAGUAAAGUGUCAUCUUACCCACAUCUCAUCUUUCAGCUUUUACCCUUCAAUCACCAAAAUACAUAUCUUGAUGUUCUUUCUGAAUCCUAUUUGUUUCAUCUCCCCUUGUCAUCCCAUGCUUAAAUACAAGGAAAUCCUUCGCCCUAUUCUUACAUUGCAUUCCUUUUCAAUAUAUCUGAAAGUCUAACAAGACAAGGUGAAGACACUCCACAGCAUUUUUUCAAUCUUGGUGUUCAAUGUGAAUCGGCUCCAGCUGGCGGUCCUUGCACCCAAUGUCUGGAAUUGCUGAAAAUAAUAUUAAAUUAGCAUAUUUGUAUGUUAGAAAUCUCCCUGGAAGAAACUGUGGAUGGAUUUUGGUUGUAUGCAUAUGGACUCAACUGAUAUAAGGCCCUGAGGCAUUCUUUCUUUUGUAAAUCAAAGCGAUACACAGGUGCCUUUGCUACUGUUGGUAAAAGCACAUAGCAGUCUGAAGAUUCACACUACCCUCAGUGGACCAUCUACAAGUGUCUCUGAAGUAUUAUCAAUCUACCUAUCUAUUUAGUUUUCUGUCUUUUUUCCUUCUCCCCUCGCUCCUUGUUUUGUAGAUCUCUUGGUAUAACUACCUGAAAAAAAGAACAAUUCAAUCCUGGUUUCGAGUUUAAUUUUCUGAUGUGUUCCCUUAUGGUUUAUUCUUGAUAAUAAAAAAAGCACAAAAUAUGCCAUGUAUAUAACAAUACCAAUAAA